GUGGUAGCGGAGGACAGUUACUUAAACGAGGUGCAGAACUCAGUGCCUCUGUCCUGCUCUGAGGGAUUCACAGAGUUGGGAUACUACAACGGCACCGUGUCUCAGACGGACUCUGGCGCCCCCUGUCUGAAGUGGACCGAGUUUCCAGACUAUGUGAUGCAGUAUCCGGGCCGAGGGCUGGGCGACCACAGCUACUGCAGGAAUCCUGACCGAGAGUCCAACCCCUGGUGCUUCUUCAGACAAAACUCUGGAGCCAUCGGAUGGGCUUACUGCGACUGCCACCAGGGCGCAGCGCGUCUGGUCGGCAGCUCGUCCUCUGGCAGUGGGCGGGUUGAGGUCUACCUGAACGGCCAGUGGGGGGCGGUGUGUGACUCCCACUGGUCAGACAGAGAUGCCAGUGUGAUCUGCAGGCAGUUGGGCCUCGGCGACAUUGGCACGGCCUUGCAGCACUCCCAGUUCGGUUCGGGCUCCGGCCUCUUCCACUACGAGCGCCUGGGUUGCCGUGGCGACGAGAACAGCCUGAGUAGCUGCCGGAGCAGGACGUUCGUCACUGGUGACUGUAGCCAUGGAAACGAGGCAGCAGUGGUGUGUACGCCGCCAGAAGGCAGUGGCCCUCCGCUGCGAUUAGUCGGAGGCGAGGAGGACUUUGAAGGUCGUGUGGAGGUGUUUCACGCGGGAAGGUGGGGCUCCGUCUGUGACGACCAGUGGGACGACAGAGAUGCUGAGGUUGUGUGCAGACAACUGGGAUUCGGGGGUGUGGCGAAGGCCUGGUCGUGGGCUCACUUCGGUCAGGGUUCAGGCCCGAUCAUGCUGGAUGCUGUGAAAUGCACAGGAAAUGAGCUCUUCCUGGAUCAGUGUCCCCAUGGCGACUGGGAGCAGCAUAACUGUGACCACAUGGAGGAUGCUGGGGUCUCCUGCAGCCCUUAUACAGAUGGUGUGGUGCGUCUGGUUGGAGGAGACAGUCCCUGGGAGGGUCGGGUCGAGGUUUUCCACAACGGUGACUGGGGGACGGUGUGUGACGACCACUGGUCCCAGCAGCAUGCAGAGGUGGUCUGCAGACAGCUGGGCUACAGAGGUCACGCUGAGAUCGUCUCAGAUGGGACGUUUGGCGAAGGCGUCGGUCUGAUCCUCCUGGAUGACGUCCACUGUGAGGGAUCUGAGACCUCCCUGCUGGACUGUCGGCACGGGAUCUGGGGGCGGACUGACUGCUCCCACAGUGAGGAUGUUGGCGUUCGCUGCAGGGGCCGAUCUAGCCAAGAGACCAAUGAAGUGCCGGUUAUCGCACCUUCCACAGGUCCCCUGGUGCGUCUUGUGGGUGGCAGCAGCAGAAAGGAGGGUCGAGUUGAGGUGUAUCUCCAUGGCGACUGGGGAAGUAUUUGUGACUCAGGCUGGAACGACCUAAAUGCAGUCGUGGUGUGCAGACAGCUUGGACACAGUGGUGGAGCCGUAGCAGCUGGGGGGUUCGGUCAGGGGAAAGGGCCCAUCCAUCUGGACCAGGUGAGGUGCACGGGGAAGGAGGAGUUCCUGGGAGAGUGUCCCUCUCUGGGCCAGAGCAUCCAGGGCUGCAGGCGCAGGGAGGAUGCAGGGGUGAGGUGUGACGUCAUGCCGCAGGAGUCAGUGGCACAGGUCAAACCUCAAGAGCUGAGCUGUGGGUUGAGGAAGCUGGUGGAGGAAGAGAGCAACAGGAGGAACCAAGGGGAGGACAACAUGCUCAGGACCACGUGGCCAUGGCAGGUGUCAGUGUGGCUUCAGUCUCAAGAGGAAGAUGACAGUCCUCUCUGCAGCGGCACUCUGAUCAGCCCCUGCUGGGCCCUGACGUCUGCAUACUGUGUCAGCAGGUUUGGCGGCGACCCAUCCAGGUACGUGGUGCGUAUCGGGGCCUCAGAGCAGACUCUCACCCCGGAGGAGGUGGUGGUUCACAGGAAGUUCAAGGGUCAGAGUGGAGGUCACGAUCUGGCUUUGUUGAAGCUACCCAGCACCAAGGGUCACUGUCUGACCUUUGACCCUAACACCAACGCAGCGUGCCUUCCUACAGGAGACACGGCACCAGGGGGAAAUACUCCAUCUUCUUGUGUAGUAAUGGUUACCACUGGCUGGACAGGACCAGACUCAGUCCUCGCAUCCUGGGUCCCUCUGAUGUCCUCGUGGCAAUGCAAGAAGCGCUAUGGCGACAGCUUCUCCAGCCACGGCACCCUGUGUGCCGGCAGUCCUCCAGACACCAGCCUCCUCCAUGGCGACAGUUGUCAGGGCAACUCUGGAGGCGGGCUGGUGUGUCAGGGGGAUAUGGGUCGAUGGGUCCUCACCGGGGUCGUCGCUGGAGGUUACGGCUGCAGCGACCCCUCCUCGCCCUCACUCUACACUCGAGUGAGCCGCUUCAGGAGCUGGAUCGAAGAGGUCACCAACACACGAGUGGAGGAACCGCACACACAGACACAAGAAGAUCUGACACACGUUGACAAUGACCUAACACACACACACGAGGAACACGCACACACCGAGGGCAAAGAUAAAUACCUCCACGUGCACGACAAGCUCAAACACACACACGACCAACAACAAACGAAUGAAAUCGGCGAUAUCAAACAAACACACACUCAUCACUCACACACCAAUCAGCACGCUGGCACACACGCUAAAAGCACACACCACGUAGGGGAUGCAAACACACAAAUUCUGGUCUGAUUGAGGCCGUGCCAUUGGCUUACCAUCUGUGCCAUGUGAGUGCCUGAGGAAGGAGAGUUAAAGGAAGACGAAAGUAAACUUUAACAGUAAAAAGAAACGUGAGAUGCUCCUAACUUAAGUCAGUACAAACGGUCGUCUCUGUGCUCAUUUCAAAUCUGAACUCAGUGUUGUGAAUCCCCAAGUGUUUGCAGGUUGUAAUGGUCGGAUGAGUACGGCAGUGUGGGCAGGCCUUCCUGAGCUGCCAGGAUGACAUGAGUGUGUGGGUGAUUUGUGGUGCUUUACAUGUGAGCUGCAGCCCUGUUGAGAGGCAGAAUGAUGACCGAUGGUGGGUCGGCAACAUUUAGGUUGAGCCUGGCAUGCUGAUCGGGGCCUUUCACCGAUACUGAGAAUCAAAAAAUCAGCAUGGCAUGUAUUUUAAGGACAAUAGCGUUAGCAUUAAAACAAUCGGGGGAUAAUUGCUGAGAUGGUCACACAAGAAUCUAUGCUAAAAUUCACCUGUUAAUGUGUGUCUUCUGUGUGAGCUGUUUAAUAACAAAAAUCAACAAACUAACCACCAGAACAUCUAGAUCUAGAUAUCAUCAUCGUCCCUCUAACGGCUCUACAAUUAUUAUAGAUUAACAAACUCUUGCAUCAGGCGACGCUCAUCCCAAGUUAAGUUUUGAUAAAAAAUUGUGGGUGAUGUGGCUUUUUCAAACAGGGCUUCAGGCUGUUGUCUCAUACCUUUACUGGUGAAAGUGCUGUUUAGACCCGAGACUAAGCUAUUUAACUUACGGACCAUACCUGUGUUUUUUGUCCACUGCUGACUGUUUCAAAGUUCCUCCUCUGCUUUUUCCUGCAAGUACACACAGGGAAUGCAGUCCACAAGGGCAAACAAAAACAUAUCACAAAAUAUAGAAAUCUAAAUAAUGGACCCUUUAAAAUAUUAUUUGCAUUUAUAUAGUGUUUAAUAAGAACAACUUCUGGGCUUUUCAUUUGGUUUAUUACAAACAGAACUCAUGACCCUUAUUAUUAAUUAUUAACAUUCAGAACGGCAGGCUUGAUAUGAGACAACCUUUAUUAAUGACCUGACUAUUAAUGACUCCCCAAUCAGAGAGGCUUUUUUCACAACCUGGCAACCUUAAAGUUGUUAUUGGCUCAUAACCGAGCUAUAAAAUCCACAAUGAAACCCACAGGAUGUAGAGAGCCCAACAAAAAGCACUUACUGCAUCGUGUCAUGAGUGCACCGAUCUUCUCAAAAGCUUUUCAGGAAGCUGUUGCUUUCCAUUGAUUUUCCAGUCCAUCACAAUUAAUGUUAAAUCUGCAUUUAUUUUUUUGUCAAAGUCACUUAUAUUGUUGAGAGGUACCACAGUGCAUUAUUCCCAGAUCAAUUAAAGUGCAUUACCUCGCAACAAUAAUGGAGAAAAACGAAUCUUGAUGUUCACCGUGAUGGAUUCAACAACUCUUAAAGCCGGUUUUACGAGUCUACUAAUUGAUUUCUAUUCCAAAGGGGGGAAACUGUGGAAACUGCCUGGAAAAAUAUACACAAAAACACUGAAACUCCGGUUGGUUUCAUCAGCAGCUAUAUCACGUGUACAAAAUGUGUCGUAUUCGUAGUUAAUAAGCUUAAACAUGCAAAAACACAGGUAUGGUCCUUUAAACUGUACAGGACAAUUAUAUCCUUUCAAAGCCAUUUGACUUGUCGGGUCGUAAAAUAUCUUUUUGUACUGAUUCCAGCAGAUGGCUCUAGAUAGAUAAAUAGAUGGAUAGAUAGCUACUACUCCUGAGUUUAGAUAGUUCGUGUACUGCAUUCAUUCUUGACUGGAUUAGGUAGCCGAAACUCUUUGAAGUUAAAUGUUGUCUGUUCUGUUGUACUCUGAGCAGAUGUGUGCUCCGACCAGAAGGUGGCGACGUUGCUCUAUUUUCACAGGGCCGGCUCUCAUUGGAAAAACAUGGCCCUGAUGGUUCUUUUUAUACUGUUGCUAUAAGUGUACGGACUUGACUUUGUGCUUUGAUGUACUGUGAACCAUUGUGUCGUGAAGCAUCUUGUAACCUGCAACUGCUGUUUUCUCCAACAUGGACCGGUCUGAUGCUUGUUGUUCUAACCCUGUACAUAAACUCAAGCCUAUCACUACUCCUCCCUUCCCCUGACAAUUGAUGUUUUAUCAUGCAGAUCCCGUAGGUUAAUGUAAAAGUGUAUGUCCAUGGCAGGAGGGCGAGGGGAGCGGCGUAAAGUGUUUACUUUACCUGUGUUAAACCCAUCCGCUGUUCCUCGGUGUAAUGUGCUGAAUCACUGUUGAGUAUUAAAACAUAUAC
Molecule: messenger RNA, 4974 nt
Organism: Morone saxatilis (striped sea-bass)
Lineage: Eukaryota; Metazoa; Chordata; Actinopteri; Moronidae
Product: neurotrypsin-like
Biological process (GO): proteolysis
Cellular component (GO): membrane
Molecular function (GO): serine-type endopeptidase activity
Source: RefSeq, a predicted model, not a curated record